This is a messenger RNA of Drosophila biarmipes, 424 nucleotides long. Its product is annotated as protein new-glue 1-like. Lineage: Eukaryota; Metazoa; Arthropoda; Insecta; Diptera; Drosophilidae. The transcript has a single exon. The record is from RefSeq and is a predicted model, not a curated record. The coding region runs from base 68 to 331 and encodes 87 amino acids.
CCUUUGAAAAGGUUUUGUCUUCUGUAGUCCUCAACUGGAUCUUGUUCUGAAAAUUCCUGAGUCAUUCAUGAUGAAGUUCCUCUUUGUGCUUGCCCUGAUUGCCGUGGCCGUUCAGGUGGCCUAUUCUGCAUCUUCCACGACAACUACAACCGCUGCUACCACUACAACCACCACCACCGAUGCCACAACCACCACAACCGCCUCCUCCACGCACAAGAAGCGUUGUUGGAAGGGCAACAACUGGUGCCACACCCGCAUCCCCAAGAGGAAGUGCAAGCACCCGAAGAGGUGCCACAAGACCGUCGUGAUUGUGACCCACAAGAAAGGUUGAAGAUGUUUUAAUAUAACUAUUGGAACUUGAGGAAGAACUAAGGAUUUUUGUUAGACAAAAUUAAUUGAAAUAAAAUAUUUUCCUAUAAUAUAA